GCGGGUUGGGUGUCAAUGGGCCUGGCCAGGCCGGGUGUCAGUAGUCCGGAGCUGACCGAACGCGGGGAACUGCUCUGUUCACACGGCCGAGGAGCGGGUUCAGCGAUCGGCAGCCUCCGGCCAGCAGGCGGCGCUGUGUCUGCCGCCGAGGGAGAGCAGCAGGACAGGACAGGACGGGACGGGACGGGACGCGCGAGCUACAGCUCACGGUGCCGCCAUGGUGUUAAUUCAGGAAGGAAGCAGGAGGGGGUCUGGACCGGACAUAGUUGCAGAACGUCCACCAUGACUCUGGGCCUAACUGUCUGGCCCUGGGUCCUGUUCUGCCUCGGAGCCAUCCUGCCCUUGAGAGGGUGCAGUUGGGAGAGUGCAUCCGCCGGCCCCCUUCUCCAGCACGAGCCGUUUGUGGUGGUGUGGAACAUGCCCACAGCCCGGUGCUACCAGCGCUUUGGGGUUGCCCUGCCUCUCGAGGACUACAACAUCGUGGAGAACCAAGGCAAUGCAUUCCAGGGCCAGAACAUGACCAUCUUCUACAAGAACAAGUUUGGACUCUACCCCUACAUCUCCCCGGAGGGCGAGCACCACAAUGGGGGGAUCCCCCAGAAAGUCCGUCUCAAGCAGCACCUAGAGAGGGCUGCGGCAGCGAUCACUCAGCUCCUGCAGCCAGACUUCCACGGGCUGGCCGUGGUCGACUGGGAGGAGUGGAGGCCGCUGUGGAAACGGAACUGGGGCCCCAAGGCAGUGUACAAGGAGGCCUCUGAGCAGUGGGUCCGGGAGAGGUUCCCAGAGAUGCGUGCCAAGAAGCGAGUCUACUUGGCCGAGUUAGAGUUCGAGGGAGCAGCCCAGGAGCUCAUGGAGAGGACGCUGGCACUGGGGAAAGAGCUGAGGCCCUGGGGUUUGUGGGGCUUCUACAGGUUCCCUGACUGUUUCAACGAUAACUGGACGAAGGGGGGGAAUUACACGGGGGAGUGCCAUGCCAUGGAGGUGCUGCGGAACAAUCGGCUCAUGUGGCUCUGGGAGGCCUCCACCGCCCUCUACCCGAGCAUCUACCUCCCACCCAAGCUUCCGCUGGCCAAGCGCCAGAGCUACGUUCACCACCGCCUGCAAGAGGCCUUCCGCGUGGCACGGUUUGGCCUGGAGCAGCCCCUGCCGGUGAUAGCAUACUCCCGAGUCUCCUAUCGGCACUCCGCCAGGUACCUGUCCGAGGCUGACCUGGUCCAUACGAUCGGGGAGAGCGCGGCGCUCGGUGCCAUCGGCCUGGCACUGUGGGGGGACAACUCCUACUCCCGUUCAGCUGAGAGCUGCAGGAGCCUCCGCCGUUACAUCAUCAACACCUUGGGGCCCUACGUGGUGAACGUGACGUCAGCGGCCCAGCUCUGCAGCCGCCAGCUGUGUCAUGGGCAUGGACGGUGUGUGAGGCAACGCCCCGACGAGCUGGGAGCCUUCCUGCACCUCAGCCCGCAGCAGUGGGGAGCGGACCCCAUGCUGAACAACUAUGUGGGCAUGGACGAGCCGGGCCAGAGGGCAUGGGGGCAGUUCUGCUGCCGCUGCUACCACGGGUGGACGGGAGUUAGCUGUGAGAAGCCGGGGUGGACUGAGCCCAUCAGGGGUCCGGACUGCAUUGCGCGGGCCCAUCAUCCUGACAUCUGCAGUGCAGUGCAGGACAGAAACACUGUGGGCUCCCAGAUCUGCCCUAAGUCUGCCUAUGAGAGGAAGACGGAGCUCAGGUGACCGCCUGGAUCAAGGAGUGGCUCCUGUGAUCUCAGCAGGCUCACAGAUAUGGAACUCGGGGAGAAGAGAGCCUGUGGUGGUGGUGGAAAUUCCUGCACUGACACGCCCUUUAUUCCUGGCUAGACGGUGGAUCUGCCACAGGAUGAUCAACUGUUCCUAGGGGAUCAACCGGGACUGCCCAGUCCAGCCAUAAGAAUCCAUCCUUCCCUCCCCCAAAUAAAACAAUAAUGAAUCUA
Messenger RNA from Chrysemys picta bellii (western painted turtle), 1964 nucleotides. It is a transcript of the gene HYAL3, whose product is annotated as hyaluronidase 3. Gene Ontology annotation, biological process: carbohydrate metabolic process; hyaluronan catabolic process. Lineage: Eukaryota; Metazoa; Chordata; Testudines; Emydidae. The record is from RefSeq and is a predicted model, not a curated record. Gene Ontology annotation, molecular function: hyalurononglucosaminidase activity. Gene Ontology annotation, cellular component: acrosomal vesicle.